Molecule: messenger RNA, 2396 nt
Organism: Notodromas monacha
Lineage: Eukaryota; Metazoa; Arthropoda; Ostracoda; Podocopida; Cyprididae
Source: the annotation of a GenBank genome assembly
CGAAACCCGAAGAUCGUAAACGCUAGGGAACAUUAUUAUUCACAGAAUUAGACGCCAUGUUCUUCCAGAUGUGGAGACGACCUACUCCAGAGUCAUCGCAUACAGUGGAAGAGCUUUUGUGGGAAGAAAUCAAGCGCGAUCUGGAAAACGUUCUGCUCUGGCAGCAAACGUAUUUGGCCUUCGAUGAACUCUACAUGAAAACUUAUGGACUGAUUCAAGCGAACGGAACGGAGCGAACAGAAAACGAAGUUUUGCAAGUUGUCAGCAGUCACAUGAGGAAUCACAUCCUCCCGCAGCUGGCACAGCUCCAAAACACGACUUUACUGGAAUCACUCGUGAGACACUUCAACACUUUUGAGCUCUCCAUGCAAAAGUUCGCUCAAAUCAUGAUCUACUUGGAUCACACGGACACCGAAGAUACGCCACGUAACGGGAAAAUUUAUACCAAAGGAAUCGAAGCAUUUCACACCCAGAUCCUCUGCGACCCCGAAGUACAAUCGAGUUGGAACUCGGCCAUGAAUCACGUUAUUUUUCUGGAUCGUAAGGGAGAAACACACGAUCCAGCUCUAGUUGCCCAAUUUUUCCGAAUGCUUCAUAAGUUUCCCUCGUCCAUCGUACAGUAUCAGCGAAGUUUCAUGGAGGAUACAGCGCAAUACUACGCCAAUAAAGCAAAUCAAACAAUUCCAAGCAAAGUCUGCGGAAUGGAUGGAACGUCUUACAUUCUAUGCAUGGAAGCGUAUCUAAGGAAUGUAGAAACAUUCAUGGAAAUGGAAACACAACGACUGAACCUCUUCCAGACGGAUUCUUUCGUUGAAAGCGUUACUGAAUGCAUUCGAACUGAGAUGAUUUGGAAGCACAUUGACACACUCGUCGAGAUCAAUGACUUUGGCGUGGCUGACAUGAUCAAGAAAAACGACUCAACCACGUUGAGAGUAACAUACCGGAUGCUGCUUCCUCUGAAAAAUGGAUUGGAUAUAAUGAAGAAAUCUAUUUCGAAAUUCAUCCAAAGCUUCUUCAACGACAUUCUAGGGAAACCAGAUCACCAAAACGCAAACGCAAUACAGGAACUUGUGGACUUCAAAAUUCAUUUGGACGAAUCCCUGAUCCAUUCGCUUGAUCAUCACCCAGAAAUCGUAAACGAAGUCAACAAGAAUUUUGCUGAAGUCAUGAACAGAGGAACAGAGACACAGAAAUUGCUGGCGCAAUUUAUUCACAAUAUGCUUAGGAAGGAUGUCGUAAAAUUCGGGAAAGAUUCUCUCACGAGCCGCCUUCGCGCAUCUGCCGAAUUACUUCGACUUAUUUCCGACAAGAGCUAUUUUUUGAGCCAUUACCGCCUCAGUCUUGCCAGUCGCAUUCUGCAUGACAAUAGCGAAUCACUGGAGCACGAAAAAAUCUUGCUUCGCGAAAUCGAAUUGGAUAAUGGAAAGCAGUUCACAGUGUACUUCCAAAUCAUGUGCCAAGAUAUGCAUGAUUCCAAGAAGAUGCAGGGAUGGGAAACUGACUUCAACUUCAGCUCCCCCAAAGAACAAAUCAAAUUAAUCCCCAAAAUCCUCACAACCGGGAUUUGGCCAGUUCCUAUGACGACCACGAAAACCUGCCGCUUGCCUGAAAUCGUUCAAUAUACCUGGGACAAUUUUGCUUACUACCGGAUGAACCACGCGAAAGGCACAUACGAUCACCGUUCCAGAAACGCAAACCUUCUCCUUGAACACGGGAAUUUCGAAGUUCAAGCAUCUUUUUUGAUGACACUCGAGAACCCGAAUCAACAACGACACCACGCUACUCAUCUCGGAAAGCUCAAGCGAUUUCACGAAGAGAAAUUCAUCAGGACUGAAUGCGGUACAAUACGUAAUCAUUUGUUUCAGGACAUCAUGUUAGGAACUGAAAUGCAAGAACAUAACAUAUCGCACACGCUCGAAGUUCUCAUGAAUCCGAUGCAUCCAAUUUUGCUCAAGCAGCCGCCAUCAAAGAUCAUCGGUCCCACGGAUACGUUCAUCAUCAACAACAAUUUUUACUCUGAGGCGUUUAAAAUACCAAUACACAAAGUAUUGCUGUUAUCGCCUCAGAAAAUUACGGUCAAAAAGGCAACGCAUUACCAAAUAGAUCGCGCGCAAUCUCUGGACGCAGCAGUUGUGCGCAUUGCGAAGAGCAGCCAAAAAAUAUUCCAUGAAACUUUGGUCGGCGAAGUGAAAAAGCAACUCUUGCCAUGGUUCGUUCCCACAAACGGAGAAAUCAAAAGGAGCCUCGAGAGCCUCAUUGAGCGCGAGUUCAUCAAUCGUGUCCCAGAAAACAAGUCGGUACAACGAUUCGAUUUGGGAAAUAUGCCUCCGAAACAUUUCGAAACUGAUAUCAUCGCGAUUGUCUUGAUUCCUCGCAAACCAUCCAAGCCACGCUGA